AUGGGAGCUCUAACGCCAGCUCCACGGUCCAAAUUCAUCGUGCGGGCGUGCGUUGGGGCUGCCAAAGAAGCGGCGCGCGGUCACACCUCCAGGGCUUCCAAGGAAGGGUGCGCCAACUUUGAGGGGUUGUACCAGGACAGCGGCGGUGGGGUGGUCGAGGUGUCGCAGACGAAGUGCAACAUCCGAGCAAGGAAUGCUGCGCAGCGGUGGUCCAUGGAUGCUAAUGCGGAUGGCAUCCAGGUGUUUAUGUGGGAUGUUGUCGGGACGCUCAGAGACGGUUUCAUCUCCUGGUCGAACCAAGCAACCUGGGUCAUCCUGCAGGAUGCCGCUGAAGCAGAGAAAAAGGGCUUGCCUUUUUUGCCGCGGCGCUUUCAUGCUGUGUGUGGACCUUGA
This is a messenger RNA of Symbiodinium necroappetens, 393 nucleotides long. The record is from the annotation of a GenBank genome assembly. NCBI's taxonomy places the organism in Eukaryota, Dinophyceae, Suessiales, Symbiodiniaceae.